AUGGAUAUUGCCCAGCAUAACUCUCGAGGUUCACGCAAAGUGGUGAACGAUGGUGAGGCCGAAACACAUGGCGGAUGGAUAAAGUACGUUGUGCCGGACUUCCGGGCGGUUUUCAGGUCGCAGAGCGCUUUGGAGGAUUGUUCGUACCAGGAGGUGGCACUUGGUGGGUACGAGCUGUAUGUUGUGGAACAGUGGGUAUACGAGAGGCAGGCGACGACAGUGGUGGUGACCUAUACUGGCAAUGCGCAAGAUGUACUGCACGGUGUCGAUUUGCGGGUGCCAAAAGACGAGGGGGCAUGGCCGGAGCUGCUGCGACAGUGGUGGCGGCAGGUGGCAGCAUAUAGCACGCAGCAAGAGCCAGGCGAGGGGCGGCAGGUGAUCAUCACGAAUAUUUCGCAGGUGCCGUCCACGCUGAACCUUCUGCAUGUGGAAGGGGGGGACCUGCGAUCAGUGUGGCCCAGGUACCAAGUCAACUUCAACCUAAAGAGACUUGGGUGUGCCGGGCGGUCUGCACUACUGUGCGCUGAACCCCUACCGGCGUCACUGGACAAGUUUCUACAGCUCUACAAGAUAUCGAUGCGGGACUUCGAGCAGGCGAAACGCAGCGUUGUGCAGUUAGUGCAGCUCAUCCAACUGAUACUCGGCUACUUUGGUGUCCUCGGGCGCGAGUUCCAGGACGGCAUAUUGUGCCAGCGCACUGAGGCGGCGCUGGAAGAGUGGUGGGCGGUGUAUGGAACGACGUACCUGGCGGUGGAACGCCCGCGCAAGGAGAGUGUGCUCGGGCCCCUGUCCGUCUCAGCGGUGGUCAGUCUUCUGCUGGCCUGCUAUUUCAAACUGGUUGUUGCAGACGUGAGUUCGUUGAAGGAUCCGUUAGAUGAAAGCUCAAUGUUCUCAGCUGUGUACGCCUUCCAACGGCGUCACGGGCUCGAGAAAACUGCAUGCCUCGACCUUCGGACGGUCAGUAAGCUUUUUGAGGUUACGUCCAAGACAUUUAAUACUGAUAUCUUCAAAUUCAAAAGGGUAGUGAAGUCAACGGUGCAGGAUAUCGCAGGUAAGGGGAAUCCAAUUCAUCUUUCCAGUGAUAUAUUGACGACAGACCUUGAGAAACUUGUGUCACGUCUGCGAUGUGGUGCUUCUCUCAGGGCAUUUUGGAGUGGGAAAGGGCUACCCCAAGGUACCUUAUGGAAUGACUUUACAACAGCCAAAUACGAGUAUGGCUCUCGGGUAUCUGAAACAACCGUGCGGGGGGUGAAUACGACCCAGGAAGAUGAAUUGAUACACUCGGAUUCCGAGUCUCCGACCGACUCUAAUCCGUAUAAUCUGGAGACAUCUGAGAGCCCCCAUGCGGGUAGCACGUACACGUACCACUCUGCUGAAGUUAUUGACCGCGCCCUUUACCGAGCCGAGCUGUAUAGGCGGUCUUCCUCCCCGGACCUGGGAAUCCCCAAGACUCCACAGCCCCCGUCAAACCGUCCCCGCUCUGCGAGCAUGUCCCUAGUGGAAGAUGUCUUCAAUGAAUGGAGCAUGCCUUUUGAGCCUGCUGUAGUCCGCCUCGCGCGCGAUACGUUGAAGGUUGAGGCGCUGGCCGCGCAAAAGCAGCCCUACGAUGAAGACUUGGCUGCUGUUCUCGAAAAGCGUAUUGACGAUCUCACAGCAGCUGUUGAGCGUGUUCGCAAUAAAGCAACAGACAUGCGCAGUGAGAAAACCCUAUUGGCAUCGAAAAAUGGACACCUACUGAAGGAAAUGAAGGAAUUGGAAUCGCUAGCAGCAAAGUUUACCUACGAUGUGCAAGUACUUGACAUAAGAAUGCGUGAUAUUGACGAGGGUAUCGGUCAAUUUGGUCUGCGCUUACAGAAAAUUGAAGAACAGCUCAGCGCUAGAUACUCCUAUCACCUGGCAAAGACAGAACAGCUUGACACAGACGAAGAUCUGGCUCAGGCUGCGCGACUGGUGUUAGAUCGUCAGAAGCCCAGGUAUAAAAGUGUGGUUAUGGCUAUGGUGGCGUGGUUCGCGCCACUGGUGUCAGGGGACUGGAACCCCUUCCUUCGGUUACUACCACGCUUCAAAGCAAACUAG
This is a messenger RNA of Eremothecium gossypii ATCC 10895, 2076 nucleotides long. It is a transcript of the gene STB2, whose product is annotated as Stb2p. The transcript has a single exon. Bases 1 to 2076 code for a protein of 691 amino acids. NCBI's taxonomy places the organism in Eukaryota, Fungi, Ascomycota, Saccharomycetes, Saccharomycetales, Saccharomycetaceae. The record is from RefSeq and is marked provisional. Gene Ontology annotation, cellular component: Sin3-type complex.